This is a messenger RNA of Pistacia vera, 1814 nucleotides long. Its product is annotated as protein FAR1-RELATED SEQUENCE 5-like. The coding region runs from base 928 to 1680 and encodes 250 amino acids. The record is from RefSeq and is a predicted model, not a curated record. The transcript has 2 exons. NCBI's taxonomy places the organism in Eukaryota, Viridiplantae, Streptophyta, Magnoliopsida, Sapindales, Anacardiaceae.
UAUGUUAUAGUUAACACUAUUGGUUUGGUAAUGAAGUGAAAUUUCACUAUUUGCUAUUCACUGAUUGUUCAACUAUGUUGGUCUGACUAUCAUUUUUUGCUUUGUAUCUCUGCUUGGUGGCUGAAAAUUUUUAGCAAAAUAUUAGAUAGAAAAUUUUGGGUGUUUGUGUUCUCUUGAAAAUGAGAAAUUUAGUUCAAUUUAUCUGACAACUUGCAUAGUCUCAUCCAGUUAUUUUCAUACUGAGAAAUUUAUAGUGUAGUGUUCGGUAUUAAGCUUACCAAUGAAUUUUUCUUUAGUUCAUGUAAGGAAGUAGGGUGCCAUGGAUUGUUUUGUUUGCAAAAAAAGCAUAUCAAUUGAUUUUAUUAAUAGUCUUUAAAUAUGGAAUUUACAAGAAUGGCAAACUUUCGUGUUUGUAAGGGAUGUUGGCAAUCCAAUAGGAAGACAAUUUAAUGAAUCUCACUGGAAAGACAUGAUAUUCUCUCCAUAACUGACCUUUUUGAAUGAAAAAAUUGUCAGAAUAAAAAAGGAACCAAAGUGGGAAAAAUUCUUUUAAUUAUUGUAACUGAGCGUCGGGGCUACAAUUUCUAUGGCAAUUAGAAUUGAUGAUUUGAAAAGUCUUGUCAUGCUUGGUGGAUUUGAGACUUGAAUAUAAGGAAGAAAGAAGGAAAUUUUUUCUCUUCUUUUUCUUUCCAAAGUUUUGUUCAUUUCUUAACUAUUUGGGUGCUUUGUCUUGCAUUUAGUCUGCAAAUAUUGAAAGUGCAUUGGAGAACAAUGUCAUCUUAGGAGUGUGUUUUUUGAUAGUGUUUAUUUUAUCUCAUCUUUGUUUUCUAAAACUUAUGAGGAAUGCCUUCCAGAUGUGACUGCAAAAUAUAAAAUUAGGGAAAGUCGAAAUAUUUAACAGAUAGAAUUCCAUAUUGUUGGCGCAGAAUGGCAGGCUCCACUGGACAUGAUUAUGUAGAUAGUGAUGGUGGCUCAGAUAAUGAAUCUUUCGAAAAUUUUGAUGAGCACGAGACGUCGGAAGAUGGCCUGUUGCAGUGUUAUGAUUCACAGAGUAUUGUUCAUGAUGACUUGAAUUUGAUGAUACCAUCAGUAGAAGGUUUAACAGCAGAAAGCUCCGAGAGCUUAGAACCUUGUACAGGAAUGACUUUUCCAUCAUUAGACGAUGCAAGGGAUUUUUAUUAUGAAUAUGCCAAGCAUACAGGUUUCACCAUUCGAACAAAUAGAAUCCGACACUCAUUAAAGAACAUGGCUAUUAUUGGCCGUGACUUUGUCUGUUCUAGAGAAGGUUUUCGUGCUGCAAAGCAUACACUUAGGAAAGACAGAAUUCUUCCUCCACGACCAGUUACGAGAGAAGGGUGUAAAGCGAUGAUAAGGUUGGCAGCUAGAGAUGGAGGUAAAUGGGUCGUUACUAAGUUUGUUCGAGAGCACAACCACAAACUAAUGACUCAUUCUAAAUUUCCUGGGGAACUGCCAAUUGUAAAUAUACUUAGUGAGGAAGAGAAAGACAAAAAAAUCCAGGAUCUAUACAACGAACUUCAGCAUGAAAGAGAGCGGUCUGCGGCAGUCCAACAACAGAUACGCGUGGUUCUCAAAGAGCUUGAAGAACAUGCUGAGUUUAUGUCUAUAAGAGUUGAAGACAUUGUCAACAACUUGAAAGAAAUUGAACUUGGCGAUCUUUAGCGUCUCAGCCAGAGAAAAAAACAGUGCAAUUUUUAUAUGGGAUAGGUAAUUCAAUCCUAAUUUCCUGACUGCAUCAAAUUAGAGCAUCAAGUUCACCAUGUUUAUCAUCUGUCAUUGACACAACAAAUACUUAU